Penicillium bovifimosum is the source of this 1269-nucleotide messenger RNA. RefSeq names its product DUF3500 domain-containing protein. The record is from RefSeq and is a predicted model, not a curated record. The coding region runs from base 1 to 1269 and encodes 422 amino acids. The transcript has 2 exons. NCBI's taxonomy places the organism in Eukaryota, Fungi, Ascomycota, Eurotiomycetes, Eurotiales, Aspergillaceae.
AUGGCGACCACCGGCGACUAUCGCCAGUACCUGCCCGACCUCAGCUUACCGCGGUUCCAAGUAAUGAGCCAGCAAGAUGCACACGAGUACGCACACGACUUCAAGACAGGGCACCAGCCUCCAUGGCUGCACGCGCUAUACAUGCACUGGCUAGAUCUACUGCAAGAGCCAUUCAAAGGCGUGACAACCGACGGAAUCGUCCGCCCAGGUCUCUUCACCCUGCAAGACGAAGAGGUCCCCAUCCAGACAAUCGUAGACGCAACGAACUCCCUCUUCACCCUACUAUCCGAACCCCAAAAGCAAGCGUUAAACCACCACAUCGACUCACCAGAAUGGCGCACCUGGUCCAACCCAGAAUUCCUCCUCUCAAACAAAGGCCUCCGGCUAGACGAAGUAACCCCUCAAAUCCGCGACGCAAUCAUGAACAUCCUGAAACAAACACUCUCGCCAGAAGGCUACACCAAAGCCGUCAACGCAAUGCGCAUCAACCACUUCCUAGGUGACCUCGUCAACGCCCCGGCCGUCAUGAACGAAUACUCAUACAAUUUCGCUCUCUUCGGGCGCCCCUCGACGACCCGUCCCUGGGGCUGGUCCUUCUACGGACACCAUCUGUGUCUGAAUAUAUUCCUGUAUAAGGGCCAGAUCGUUGCUUCGCCGUGGUUUACAGGCGCAGAACCGAAUGAGAUUGACGCUGGCCUGUAUGCGGGCACGCGGAUCUUGCAGGUUGAAGAGAGGUUGGGGUUGCAGUUGAUGCAGUCGCUUCCGAAGGGAGUGCAGGGGGUUGCGCGGGUUUUUGAGAAGAUGAAAGAUGAGAAUAUGCCGACUGGACGAUGGAAUAAGGAUGAUCAGAGGCAUUUGUGUGGUGCGUAUAGGGAUAAUAGGGAGGUGCCGUAUGAGGGGGUUUGUGUUGAAGGGUUUGAUGAGGUGCAGAAGGGUCUUCUGUAUGGGAUUCUCGAGCAGUUUUUGCUUUAUUUGCCUGGUAAGGCGAGGGCGAAGAAGAUUGAGGAGGUGAGGAGGUAUGAGCGGGAGAUGUACUUUUGUUGGAUUGGCGGGUUUGGGGAUGAGGAUCCGUUUUAUUAUCGGAUUCAGAGUCCGGUUAUUUUGGUCGAGUUUGAUCAUCAUUCCGGGGUGUUCUUGAAUAACGAGGAGCCGAAGAAGUUCCAUAUUCAUACUUUGUUGCGCACGCCGAAUGGAGGUGAUUAUGGGCAGGCGUUGAAGCCGUUGAUUCCGGCAGUUGAAGGGUUGAAUGGGAAGGAGAUUAUUUGGUAA